This is a messenger RNA of Alternaria arbusti, 1507 nucleotides long. RefSeq lists its product as uncharacterized. The annotation marks the transcript as partial. The record is from RefSeq and is a predicted model, not a curated record. Lineage: Eukaryota; Fungi; Ascomycota; Dothideomycetes; Pleosporales; Pleosporaceae. The transcript is spliced from 2 exons.
AUGUCCACAACAAUAGACCAAAAAAAAGAGGCCGCAUACACCCUGCUCUCUGGUAUGCUCACAAGCGUUCUACAAAAAGAGUGGAAAAUAACAGACCGCCAUUCGUCACAGUCCGCCCUCCUCGACGCACUCCUCCCCAAGCCAGCCCCGGUCACAGCCCCAGCUCCCAUCGCCCCCAUAAAGGUUCAGAAACAAAGCAUCUUCCGCCUAGGCAACAGGACAUUCGACCUCGGCCCCGAACACGACUCCUCCGCCAGUUCCUCCGACGAUGAUGGUGACGCUCCGAUCCGGAGUGCGCGUCAGCUUAAGAGCGAGAUGCGCAGGGUUAAUGCGAUUCAGAGGCGUGCGAAGAGGAGGGCGGAGAGGGGGAGGAGGAGGAUUGAGAAACAUCUUGGUGGGAAUGAGGGUGUUGUCGAGUUUGAGACUUUGAAGAAGGUAGAGGUAACACUACCUCUGAAGACUACACAGAGGGCUGCGGAAACCCCGGUGAGGAUGUUGAAGGAGCUGGAGGACUACAAUAGUCCUGCAAGGAGUAGUCUGCUUAGCGAUGCGCCCAUGUCGCCGCGAAGUGCUGAGUUCAGUUCGACGGCUAGCGAGGCCAACUGCGAGGUUGCCGAAUACGAUGGCGUCGACAGUCCCAUAUCGGAACCCGUACAGGCACCCGGGCGACUACGAGGCUGCUCCUGCAAAGCCUGCGACUUCACAACCCAGUACUACCACAGCUGGACACGCCAUUUCCGGGGCGUAAUGCACAUGGAAAAAGUAGCCAGGAGCACACAACGCAAAGGCCCGAACAUCAAGUUCGUCAAGAAGGCAGCGAAGAGCCCACAACGCUCGGCAUCAGCUGAGAAAGUUAUGAACAAGGCGCUCGGGAAGAUAUGUGCAACAGAGCAAUAUUGCGAUGCCUGUGAUCGUGUUUUGCUCAAGUGCCAUUGGAAGCGUCACGCGGUCUCUGCGAUGCACGCAAUCAAUGUCAAGAACAAGGCGAAGAGGGACAUGCUCAAGCGAGGUUCGAAGGCAAGAGCGCAUUUGGAGAAUGUGGCUAAGGCCAAAGAGGAGGAAGAGAGUGUGAGGCUUCACGCCCCGACACCGGAGUCCGUGGUGCUGUCCGUAGAAGAGGAAGAGCAGAAAGAAGAAGAAGAGGAAGAGUAUGAGGAUGACGGCUUCGGGGAAGAAGGCUACGAAGACUACGGUCACUACUGCGAUGACUGCGAUGUCACGUAUGCUGGUGCGAAAUGGGCGCGGCAUUUGACUUCGGCAGGCCACGUAUUCAACGUUAUCCGGUCUGCGGACGGGGAUGAGGAAAUGGCGUCCGAUGAGGAGGAAGAAGAGGAAGAGGAAGAGGAGGAAAGCAUGGCAGACUACGAUUCUGCCACUGAUGGAGAGAGCAUCGUGUUUGAUGAUGCGACGGAUGAGGAUUCUGCGUCGCCCUCGCCAUCGCCCUCGCCAUCACCCUCGUCGGAGGAGGACAACGUAUCCAAUGAGGGAAUCACAUUCCCGCGGGACG